GUUAACUAUUUUGCACUUCAGGUGAGUUCGAAAAAUUUCAUUGAUGGUGGUGCUUUCGCAAGCAGAUUUCGUCAACAAAAAAGCACUUUUUAGCUUAUAACAGCGGUGAGAUUGCAAAUUAGCAACAAAUCUGGCUUCCAACUGCCAGCUUCUGGACGUUUGCUGAUAUUUUCUGGAUCAAAAUGUCGGUCACGGAAUUCCUGAAAGACCUGCCAUGCCACAAUGAGGACAACUUUUCCCUGUUCAACACCGAGAACGGUGUGAAAACUUCCUCAAAGCGACCCUCAGUCUACAUCUCUACUGUCGAUAUUCCCUCGGAACAAGUGAUAGUAACCGAAAAGAAGAACAUUUUGCUACGCUACCUGCAUCUACAAUGGGAUAAAAAGAACGCGCCCAAAAAGCGAGAGCACGGAACCGACGCCUCCAACGACACCCUCAGGAAAAGACCCCGGCUGGAAAACCGUGAAAACAAUAACACAUAAGUUCUCUCCCAGUUCCGCAGCCACUAGCCGUCGCUUUUAUUCGCAAAUUUCUAAUACUUUUUUUCUCUUGAACAUAUAAACACGACAAAUUUCAAAUAAGUACCCAUCUUUGGUCUUCUGCUCUUCUCGAGAAACGCACCGAAGGGAUUCCACCUGUGGGGCUCCGUAUGAAAGCAUAACAGAAGCUACGUUUGAGUUAGUUUGAAUCAAAUUCAAUAUUUUAUCAGAACAACGGUUAACGGGAACCAACUUCUUUUUCCAAGUACCAUCAUUACUCAUCUGUCAUUAAAAUAUUCACUCAGAAUGAACGGUUGGUUUACGGAAAAUAUUGACCCAAAUUUAGUAUAACUUAUAAUUCUUGUUUCAAAUUUUAGAAUUUUACUUUCCACUUUCUGUUGCAGCCUCAGUGAUAUCAGCUCGAUUACAUUAAUUGAAAUAAAUAUCAUAUAAAGAA
Molecule: messenger RNA, 936 nt
Organism: Uranotaenia lowii
Lineage: Eukaryota; Metazoa; Arthropoda; Insecta; Diptera; Culicidae
Product: DET1- and DDB1-associated protein 1
Exons: 4
Coding region: 183-482 (99 amino acids)
Biological process (GO): positive regulation of proteasomal ubiquitin-dependent protein catabolic process
Cellular component (GO): Cul4-RING E3 ubiquitin ligase complex
Source: RefSeq, a predicted model, not a curated record